CCCUCUAGUCUCUGCGCUACCCGAGCCUAUGGUUGGCUUCCGAAAGCAACUCCGGAGAAUUCCGGAGACUUCCCCUGCACCCGGUUUCCUUUACAGCUGCAGAGUUUGGGGGCUGGAAGAAUAAUGCAUGAGGUGUCCACGGAGGCUUCAAAGAUAUGGUGAUGGUUUGGGAAGUGGAGCUGAAGUCGGUGGGGCUUUGGUGAGGACUGACAGCUUAUCAUGACGGUGUUCAGGCAGGAGAACCUGGAUGAUUACUAUGACACAGGGGAGGAGCUUGGCAGUGGACAAUUUGCAGUUGUGAAAAAAUGCCGUGAGAAAAGCACCGGUCUACAAUAUGCUGCUAAAUUCAUUAAGAAACGGAGGACUAAAUCCAGCCGACGGGGAGUGAGUCGAGAAGAUAUUGAGCGAGAGGUUAACAUAUUGAAAGAGAUACAGCAUCCGAAUGUGAUCACUUUACAUGAUGUUUAUGAGAACAAGACUGACGUCAUUCUUAUUUUGGAACUUGUUGCAGGUGGAGAACUCUUUGACUUUUUAGCUGAAAAAGAAUCUUUAACUGAAGAAGAAGCUACUGAGUUUCUCAAACAAAUCCUUAAUGGUGUUUACUACCUCCAUUCCCAGCACAUUGCUCACUUUGAUCUAAAGCCUGAAAACAUAAUGCUUCUGGAUAGGAAUGUCCCAAAACCUCGGAUCAAGAUUAUUGACUUUGGCUUAGCACACAAAAUUGACUUUGGAAAUGAAUUUAAAAAUAUUUUCGGGACCCCAGAGUUUGUUGCUCCUGAAAUAGUCAACUAUGAACCUCUUGGUCUUGAGGCAGAUAUGUGGAGCAUUGGUGUAAUAACCUAUAUUCUUCUCAGUGGUGCCUCACCAUUCCUUGGUGAUACAAAGCAGGAAACACUGGCAAACGUCUCUGCUGUGAACUAUGAAUUUGAGGAAGAAUUCUUCAGUAAUACCAGUGCUCUAGCCAAAGAUUUCAUAAGAAGACUUCUAGUUAAGGACCCAAAGAAAAGAAUGACAAUUCAAGAUAGUUUGCAGCAUCCCUGGAUCAAGCCUAAAGAUAGUCAACAAGCACUUAGUAGGAAAGCCUCUGCAGUAAAUAUGGAAAAAUUCAAAAAGUUUGCAGCCCGAAAAAAAUGGAAGCAAUCUGUUCGAUUGAUAUCACUGUGCCAAAGAUUAUCCAGGUCCUUCUUGUCUAGGAGUAACAUGAGCGUCGCCAGAAGCGAUGAUACCCUGGAUGAAGAAGAUUCCUUUGUAAUGAAAGCAGUCAUUCAUGCCAUCAAUGAUGACAAUGUUCCUGGGCUUCAGCACCUUCUGGGCUCUUUGACUAACUAUGAUGUGAAUCAGCCUAACAAGCAUGGGACACCUCCAUUACUGAUUGCCGCAGGCUGUGGGAACAUUCAGAUGCUGCAAUUACUUAUUAAGAGAGGUGCAAGAAUAGAUGUCCAGGACAAGGCUGGAUCAAAUGCAAUCUAUUGGGCAUCUCGACAUGGUCAUGUUGAGACGCUGAAAUUUCUUAAUGAGAACAAAUGCCCUUUGGAUGUUAAAGAUAAGUCUGGAGAAACAGCCCUUCAUGUAGCGGCUCGCUAUGGCCAUGUUGAUGUGGUUCAGCUACUCUGCAGUAUUGGAUCCAAUCCAAAUUUUCAGGAUAAGGAAGAAGAAACUCCUUUGCACUGUGCUGCCUGGCAUGGCUAUUACUCAGUGGCCAAAGCACUUUGUGAGGCUGGUUGCAGUGUGAAUAUUAAAAACAGAGAAGGGGAGACUCCACUUUUGACAGCCUCUGCCAGGGGUUACCAUGAUAUUGUGGAAUGCCUUGCAGAACAUGGGGCUGACCUUGAUGCAACCGACAAGGAUGGACACAUAGCUCUUCAUCUUGCAGUAAGACGAUGUCAAAUGGAAGUGAUCAAAACCCUCAUCAGUCAGGGAUGUUUUGUUGAUUUCCAAGAUAGACAUGGAAAUACUCCACUGCAUGUGGCCUGCAAAGAUGGGAAUGUGCCCAUCGUGGUGGCACUAUGUGAAGCAAACUGUAUUCUGGAUGUCACUAACAAGUAUGGCCGAACCCCUCUCCAUCUGGCAGCCAAUAAUGGAAUUCUAGAAGUGGUCCGAUACCUUUGUCUCACUGGUGCUAAUGUGGAAGCUUUAACUUCUGAUGGGAAAACUGCUGAAGACCUCGCAAGAGCAGAGCAACACGAACAUGUAGCCAGUCUCCUUUCAAGACUCAGAAAGACGUGGGACCCCAAGUGGCUGUGGGGCUCGCACGGACGUUCCCGAGAGUCUACACGGGUGAAGACAUCACUCUGGGUGCGGACAAAGAUCUCUAAUGCAGGGACUUUACCGAGCAUCUGCACUGGAGUUGGUGAUUUCAGCGUGUGGGAGUUCUCUGGGAAUCCAGUUUAUUUCUGCUGUUAUGAUUAUUUUGCAGCAAAUGAUCCCACUUCAAUUCACGUAGUACUUUUCAGCCUUGAAGAACCAUAUGAGAUCCAGUUAAAUCAAGUGAUUUUCUGGCUAAGUUUCCUAAAGUCACUUGUCCCUGUGGAAGAACCCAUAGCUUUUGGCGGCAAGCUAAAAAAUCCUCUUCGAGUAGUUCUGGUGGCCACUCAUGCUGACAUCAUGAAUGUUCCCCGACCUGCUGGAGGCGAGUUUGGCUAUGAUAAAGAUAUGUCAUUGCUGAAAGAAAUUAGGAACAGGUUUGGGAAUGAUCUUCAGAUUUCUGACAAACUAUUUGUUUUGGAUGCUGGUGCUUCUGGAUCAAAAGACAUGAAACUACUACGAAAUCAUUUGCAAGAUAUCAGAAGUCAGAUUGUUUCUGUUUGCCCUCCAAUGACACACCUGUGUGAAAAAAUCAUCUCUACUCUGCCCUCCUGGAGGAAAUUGAAUGGGCCCAACCAGCUGAUGUCUCUUCAACAGUUUGUAUUUGAUGUGCAAGACCAAUUGAACCCACUUGCAAAUGAGGAGGAUCUAAGGCAUAUCUCUCAGCAACUGCACAGCACAGGAGAAAUUAAUAUAAUGCAGAGUGAAACUGUACAAGAUGUCAUCCUCCUGGAUCCACGAUGGCUCUGCACCAAUGUUCUGGGAAAACUCCUUUCUGUGGAGACUCCCAAAGCCCUCCACCAUUACAGGGGACGGUACACAAUGGAGGACAUUCAGCGUCUAGUCCCAGAGAGUGAUGUAGAAGAAUUAAUCCAGAUCCUGGAUGCCAUGGACAUCUGUGCCCGCGACCUGAGCAGUGGCACUAUGGUGGAUAUCCCUGCUCUCAUCAAGACUGACAAUUUGCACCGGUCCUGGACUGAUGAAGAAGAUGAAGUGAUGAUAUAUGGAGGCGUCCGAAUUGUCCCAGUGGAGCACCUUACCCCCUUCCCUUGUGGGAUCUUUCACAAGGUACAAGUGAAUCUCUGUCGCUGGAUUCACCAACAGAGCACUGAAGGGGAUGCAGAUAUCCGACUGUGGGUGAAUGGCUCCAAAAUUGCCCACAGAGGGGCAGAGUUGCUUGUUCUACUGGUUAACCAUGGGCAGGGCAUUGAGGUUCAGGUCAGGGGGUUGGAAACUGAAAAGAUCAAAUGUUGCCUCCUUCUGGAUUCUGUGUGUAGCACCAUUGAGAAUGUCAUGACCACCACUUUACCAGGGCUGUUGACAGUGAAACAUUACCUGAGCCCCCAGCAACUGAGGGAACAUCAUGAACCUGUCAUGAUCUACCAGCCACGGGACUUUUUCCGAGCACAGACUCUGAAAGAGACCUCAUUGACUAACACCAUGGGUGGCUAUAAGGAAAGUUUCAGUAGCAUUAUGUGUUUUGGGUGUCUUGAUGUCUACUCUCAGGGCAGCCUCGGAAUGGACAUUCACGCUUCAGACCUGAACCUCCUGACUCGGAGAAAACUGAGCCGCCUGUUGGACCCACCCGAUCCUAUGGGGAAGGACUGGUGCCUUCUUGCCAUGAACCUGGGCCUCCCUGAACUCGUGGCAAAGUAUAAUAAUGGAACUCAUAAGGACUUCCUCCCAAGCCCAGUCCAUGCUCUCCUCCAGGAAUGGUGCAACUACCCUGAGAGCACUGUUGGCGUCUUAAUGUCCAAACUGAGAGAACUGGGCCGCCGGGAUGCGGCCGACUUUUUACUGAGGGCAUCCUCUGUGUUCAAAAUAAACUUAGAUGCCAAUGGCCAAGAAGCCUAUGCCUCAAGUUGUAAUAGUGGAACAUCUUAUAAUUCAAUUAGUUCAGUUGUGUCACGAUGAGGACAGCCAUAGGUAUGGGUAGGAUCUCUUCCAGCUACAGAAGAGGGAGAAGCACAGUGUCACAAUGGAUUCUGGUUGUCUUCAUUUAUAUGCUUAUAUACAAUCUCUUCCCCAUUGUCUCCCUUCUCCUUUACCUCUUCCACUGCCUUCCUCUCUCGCCAUACAUUCUGUUUUAUGUGAAGAAUCUUUCUACCUGGAGAGCAAACUGUUACUUUUACUUUGGCUGUUCAAAAGCUGGUCUGCUUUCAGUGUUUUCAAUCCCAUACCUAGUCCAUCAGUGUACUAUUUCCUAUUGCUAAUUAAAUUGGAGUAUCUGACUUUUCAGUGAAAAUUUUUUAAAAGCUGUCACGUUGACUGUUUUUUUUUUGUGUUUUUUUAAUGUGCAUGUAUCAAAAAUGUGCAUUUCUUUUGCCAGUUUUAUUCCUUAAACCAUCUCCUUGGCUUACCUUUUUUUAUAAACCAUAAGCUGUUUAAUAUUAAGCAGUCUGUGGUCGGUAUAACAUAACACCACUGUAUAAUUUAUAAAUAGGAAUUUUGUGAGUGCCUUUUGCAGAAGAGGAUGUGUUUGGUAUCAUCAGAGCUGGCCGAGAAUUGUCAUAAAGAAAAAGCUACCUCUAUGUCCCUAGCUGCAUGCCGAUCAUUGCAAGUGGUGCUUCACCACUGGUUUCCCUCCAGUUUUGAAGUGUUUUGCUUGACAAUAAACAGGGAGAGAGAAAAAAAAAUCCUUUCCUAGGAAAGUUUCACAUGUGACACCUAUUGCUACACAGAGUUGUGUGUAACCAAUUUUGCUUUUGUUUGAAACUCAAUGUGAAGUUCCCCCAUGAGCCUCUAAAUUGUCAUGCCUCAUUAUUUCCUCUCAUCUCAGGUAAAAGGUCCAUACAGUUGUAGGAUAACCAAAACCUGUGUAAAGUAUACGAUACCACAGAGUGAUAUUCUAUAGCUGUCAGUCAUUAUCAGUGCAUAGCAAAUGGUUUUCCGCAUUCAGGCCCUAGUUUGCUUAUUUCUAGUACUUGAAGUGUGAACGACAAAACAAUAAAGACUGUUUUCCUGCUAUGAUUUUAAAUUGUGAUAUUUAGCUUUUAAAUUAAUAUGAAGAAAGGUCCUAU
This is a messenger RNA of Gracilinanus agilis (Agile Gracile Mouse Opossum), 5324 nucleotides long. It is a transcript of the gene DAPK1, whose product is annotated as death associated protein kinase 1. Lineage: Eukaryota; Metazoa; Chordata; Mammalia; Didelphimorphia; Didelphidae. The transcript is spliced from 25 exons. Gene Ontology annotation, molecular function: protein binding; ATP binding; protein serine/threonine kinase activity. The record is from RefSeq and is a predicted model, not a curated record. Gene Ontology annotation, biological process: protein phosphorylation; positive regulation of apoptotic process; intracellular signal transduction. The coding region runs from base 220 to 4218 and encodes 1332 amino acids. Gene Ontology annotation, cellular component: cytoplasm; nucleus.